AUGGGAAUCUUUUUCUCUCUCCUAAUGGGAAUCUUUUUCUCUCUCCUAAUGGGAAUCUGUUUCUCUCUCGUAAUGGGAAUCUGUUUCUUUCUCGAGAUAGGAAUUUUUUUUCUAUCUCCUAAUAUGUUUCGCACUCGUAAUGGGAAUCUCUUUCUCUCUCGUAAUGGAAAUCAGUUAUUCUCUCGUAAUGGGAAUCUGUUCUCUCUAUCAAAAUCUUUCUGUUCUUUAUUUGCCUGUUUUUCUUUCUUCCUUUUCUUCUUUCUCUGCCUGUUUCUCCCUCUUUUACUUUGUUUUUGUUUAUUUCUUUCUUUCUGUCUGUUUUCUUUCUUUCUCUUUGUUUUUUGCUUUCUUUCUUUCUUUCUUUCUGUCUGUCUGUCUGUCUGUCUACCUGAUCUACUUUGCCUGUUUGUCUUUCUUUCUCUUUGUUUUUCUUUCUUUCUUUCUUUCUUUCUUUCUUUCUUUCUUUCUUUCUUUCUUUCUUUCUUUCUUUUUGCCUGUCUGCCACUCCCUCUGUUCUUUUUUUUUUUACCGUUUUUCUUUUCUUUGUUUUUCUUUCUUUUCUUUGUCUUUUCUUUCUUUCUUUCUUUCUUUCUUUUCUGUUCUUUCUUUCUUUCUUCCUUUCUUUUCUGUUCUUUCUUUUUCUUUUUUUCUUUUCUUCUUUUACUUAUUGUUCCUAUCUAUCUAUCUAUCUAUCUAUCUAUCUAUCUAUCUAUCUAUCUACCUAUCUAUCUAUCUAUCUAUCUAUCUAUAUAUAUAUAUAUAUAUAUAUAUAUAUAUAUAUAUAUAUAUAGUUAG
This is a messenger RNA of Acanthosepion pharaonis, 795 nucleotides long. The record is from the annotation of a GenBank genome assembly. Lineage: Eukaryota; Metazoa; Mollusca; Cephalopoda; Sepiida; Sepiidae.